AUGUCUGGCUCUUCUUCGAGCUCCGAGUCUUCUCAGCAAAACGACGGCCAGCAGCGGCGAGGACAAUGCCAACAGCCGCGCACCAGCGUGAGCGAGCGCGGCAGCACCAAGACGAACUCGAGUGCCGACAACAACAACAACAACGAGGGAGAUGAUAUCUGUCCAGACCCACGCCUUGCCGUGUCGGCGGCGGCAGCGGCAGCCGAAGCGCUGGAUCGCGAUCCGGCCACUGGUGCCAAAGCAACAGCCAGCACGAGCGCAAACAAAGCCGUCCCAGACUACCAGCGUCUGGUCAAGCGCUACCGUGUUGAGGUGGCCGCCUCGGCAUCGAGCGUGCUGUCGAGCUUCACGACCUUCCCGCUCGACAGUGUCAAGACCAGAAUGCAGACCUACCGGUAUGCCGGGUUCAUGGACUGUGUGAGACACACAUAUCACACCGAGCACUUGAGGGGUUUCUUUCGAGGAGUCACUGCGCCCAUGGCGAGUAUUACUCUCGUGCGGACUACGUCUUUCUCGAUCUAUCAGCGCUGCAAAUACGUCUACUGCGACUGGGUUAAGCGCAACUUUGGGUACGACGUCAUGGCCCACGUCUGCCAAGGAGGGACGUAUCCCAAUCUCUGGUCUGUCGCUACGUUUGGAGCCGCCGGGGCGACGGCGGGGUCUUGUAUAACAGUCAUAGCCUGCCCCUUCGAGUUGACCAAGCUCAGCGCUCAAGUGUCUGUUCUGAUGGCGGACAAGUCAAAGUGUCCGAAGCCAGAAAGCUAUGCGAUUGCCGCGAGUUACCAGAACAAGGGAACCCUGAAGACCCUAGCCAACAUUAUCAAGCAUAGGGGAUUUGGCGGACUGUAUACGGGUUUCAGGUUCCAUUUCAUGCGUGACACCCUCGGGACGGCAACCUAUUUCAUGACCUACGAAAGCAGCAAGCAGCUUUUGACGACCUUCGGCGGUGACGGCACCCAUUCCAAUCCGCUUGCCGUCCUGGUAGCAGGCGGGCUGUGCGGCAUCGUGUCGUGGGCCCUGAUUUACCCGGUCGACUCAGCCAAAUCGAUCUACCAGCGCAACUCGCUCAUGUACUCGAAAGGCGAGAAGGUCGAGCCCGUCAAGAUCCAGUUCUUCCAGCGCAACAUGUACCGCGGCCUGGGCGUGUCUAUGGCGCGGUCCUGCGCGGUCAAUGCCGUCUUCUUCUCGUCGUUCGAGUUCCUGAAGAAGCGCAUCAAGGCUUGGGAUGGUUGA
Molecule: messenger RNA, 1233 nt
Organism: Chaetomium strumarium
Lineage: Eukaryota; Fungi; Ascomycota; Sordariomycetes; Sordariales; Chaetomiaceae
Product: mitochondrial carrier domain-containing protein
Exons: 5
Coding region: 1-1233 (410 amino acids)
Biological process (GO): carnitine transmembrane transport; mitochondrial transport
Cellular component (GO): mitochondrial envelope
Molecular function (GO): O-acyl-L-carnitine transmembrane transporter activity
Source: RefSeq, a predicted model, not a curated record